Molecule: messenger RNA, 942 nt
Organism: Olea europaea var. sylvestris
Lineage: Eukaryota; Viridiplantae; Streptophyta; Magnoliopsida; Lamiales; Oleaceae
Exons: 2
Coding region: 1-942 (313 amino acids)
Source: RefSeq, a predicted model, not a curated record
AUGGGCCACGACAAUGAUGGAGUUGUGGAAAGGCAACUUGAGGCUCCUAUGCCAUGGAUAGGCAUGUAUGUUGCAGCAGCCUCUCUAGUCUGCUCUCUGGCAAUGGCAGCCGACGUGUUCCAUGGAUUCCGAACCAAGAAGUUAUGGUUCCCAUCGAAGUAUUUCGCGAUCAAUGCUACUUCUUUGUCAUUAUUAGCAGUGGCAAUGAAGCUGCCCGUUGAUCUUUCGACUCGUAUGUGGGCUGGUGCUGAUAGGCUUGCAAAGGUCACUAGCCUAAUUUUCCUGUCAACUGCUAUGGGAAACUUCAUGACAUCUUUGGGAUCCAUGAAUGAUAAAGAGAUUCUGCUAAAUGUAAUUGCUUUAGCCAUGCUUGCUAUCACAGUCGUUGUUAAUGUCUGUAUCCAAAUCAUCCAAAUGAGGCAUUUUCUGGACCAUCGAGAAAUGUUGGUCGAGGAAAUUAUAGCUAAUUUGUCCAUCCUCUUUUUGCUUGUUAUGUUAUCUGCUUCAGCUGUAAUUGUCCCGACGACCAAACAAUAUCUCGAAUUGAAGUACCAAGAAAUGGUGAAAAAGGCUUCAGAGGAAGAACUCGAGCAGCCUGUCGACUUUGAGAAACUCUCAACGGACAAACUGCGACAAAUGAUCAAGAAAUGCUGGGUGAUGGCAGAAACUAGUAGCCCUCAAUUCGUGAUUGUACGUUCUGUGACCUGUUCGACUUCUAGCGUCAUUUGUCUGGUGAUUGCUUUCAUUUUCGCAGAAGCUCAGGCUCACACGGCCGCAAAGCAUAAAUCAUUCAUCGAAACAGCUUCUAGCUAUGCUUGGUCGACAACUUGGAUAGAACUUGCACAAUCUGCUGGAGUGAUUUUGGGUACAAUUGCCCAUGCAUUCAGAUGGUUGACUGCAAGAUGGAUGAAUGAAUUAUCUUCGAUCAAUUGUGAUCAAUAG